UGACGGCAGAGCCAAAUGUGCAAGACAGCAAAAAGCACACUAGUGGGGUCUAGUAGCAUAAGUGAGUGUAAACUUGUACUGGACCACCUUCUUGGGAAUUGGGACAACCAAAAAUACUUCUUCUUUUUCUUCUUCUUCUUCUUCUUCUUCUUCUUCUUAUUCUUCUGUGCAUGUGCUUCAGCCACUGUGUAUGUCGUGUCCUAUAACGCGCUUUUGCCUUCUUUAUGCGAAUCCUCCAUUCCUAUAAAUACCCCACCUUUCCUUUGCAUUUCCAAUCCCAAGUCAUUCCAAAUGGCGUCUCGAAAACUUAUCACUUGUGUUUUCUUUGCUUUACUGUGUGUUGGUAUUAGCUCUGCGGCUAGAGCCCUCCUCAACUAUGAAUAUCCUCAUUAUGCAGGUGUAGUCGGCUAUGGCGGAGGCCAUGGUGGAGGCGGAGGUUCUGGAGGAGGUUACGGUGGCGGCGGUGCUGGUGGUUAUGGUGGUGGCGGCGGAGGAGGUGAAGGUGGUGGUGGUGGAUAUGGAAGUGUAGGAGAAUCUGGUGGAGCUGGUCAUGGCAUUGGUGGAGGUGGUGGCUCUGGAUAUGGUGGUGCUGCUGGACAUGGCGGCGGCGGAGGAGGUGGAAGUGGUGGUGGCGGUGGCGGCGGCACUGCUUAUGGAGCUGGAGGAUAUGCAGGUGGAGGUGGUGAAGGAGGUGGUAAAGGAUAUGGCUCUGGUGGUGGUGGUGGAGGUGGUGACCAUGGUUCUGGAUACGGUGGAGGUGGAGGUGGCGGUAGUGGCGGCGGUGGAGGCUCGGGAUAUGCGGGAGACCAUGGAGCUGGUUAUGGAGGAGGAGGUGGUAGCGGAGCUGGAGCCGGCGGUGGCUAUGGAGGUGGUGGUGAUCAUGGGGCAGGCUAUGGAGGUGGUGGCGGGCAUGGCGGCGGUGGUGGUGAAGGUUAUGGUGCUGGGGGAGCUCACGGUGGUGGAUAUGGCAGCGGUGGAGGAGAAGGUGGCGGUUCUGGAGGUGGAGCUGGCGGAGCUGGCGGGUACGGUGGUGGUGGCGGUGGCGGCUCUGGAGGUGGAGGUGGAUAUGGUGGUGGGGGUGCGCAUGGGGGUGGCUAUGGAGGAGGAGGAGGCGAAGGUGGUGGACAUGGGGGUGGUGGCUAUGCCCCAUGAAAACAUCAUUAUCUAGCUAUUUCGGGUAACAGAGAAAGAACUACAUGCAAUACUAUAGUAUUAUAUUAAGAACAAUAAGAUGAAAAAUGGGUGAUUAAUUAUUAUCAGCGAAUUUAUGAGUAUUACUGUGAAUGCUCGCUGUAUGGUCUCAAAAGCUUGUAUCUAUGAUCACAAAUAUGAAUUAUAUAUUUAAGUUGUUCUUCU
Ziziphus jujuba (common jujube) is the source of this 1356-nucleotide messenger RNA. Its product is annotated as glycine-rich cell wall structural protein 1.8. The transcript has a single exon. NCBI's taxonomy places the organism in Eukaryota, Viridiplantae, Streptophyta, Magnoliopsida, Rosales, Rhamnaceae. The record is from RefSeq and is a predicted model, not a curated record. Bases 16 to 1152 code for a protein of 378 amino acids.